AUGUUUGGAGCACCACCCCAACCAUCCAAGCAGGAGCUUGCUGCGGCCGAAGCACAGACUAUGACCGAUAUCAAGUGGACAGCAGCCAGCGCUGUUGUGCUUUAUUUCUCACCUCAUCUCGUCGAAUACGUCUCGAAGCUCUUCUGA
Alternaria arborescens is the source of this 147-nucleotide messenger RNA. RefSeq lists its product as hypothetical. NCBI's taxonomy places the organism in Eukaryota, Fungi, Ascomycota, Dothideomycetes, Pleosporales, Pleosporaceae. Gene Ontology annotation, cellular component: mitochondrial outer membrane; mitochondrial outer membrane translocase complex. The coding region runs from base 1 to 147 and encodes 48 amino acids. The transcript has 3 exons. The record is from RefSeq and is a predicted model, not a curated record. Gene Ontology annotation, molecular function: transmembrane protein transporter activity.